ACUUGUAAUACAGGUGUACGCAAGGAGAUUUCGUGCAAGUGACGGAAAAAUACAGGUAACGUUCCAUUUUCAGCCAUCGUGACCAUCAACUGACAGACAGAGAGUAAUACUAGAGGAGGUCAUGUAAAUUUCCAAAGAAUCCUCAACUGAAACUGCUUUUCCAGCUGCUGCGCUUCAAGGCUUUAAACUGGCACUUUGAGUUUAUGACAUAAAAUAUAGUCCGUGCACUUCCAAAUUAUUCCUAUUCUUGACCAUAGCGGUUCGAUCAUUGGGACUCGAGCAGUGAUAAAAUGAAAAUAUCAUCGAUUGACCACAACACAGCAUGAACGGGGUGGCAUGUUCCACACGGUACCACUCACAAACGAAGAUUCAUCUGCACUGUGUAGAAAGACCAUCAGUCAGUGACAAUAGCUCACGGCAAUUUUUAAAGAAGUAUUAGUCGUUGACAUUUGGCAUACUCGACGGCGUGUUUUACAACACUCGAACGCAGUCAGGUUACCGCAAUUGCUGUCACAAUUCUGAGAUUCACCCCUAUGGCGGAUAAAAAGGUGAUGCAUGAACUAAGUAGCUGAAGUGGCGUGCUGUGCUCGAAAGUAUCCACUAGAAUUUUCUGACAAUUAUGCAUGUUGCCAGACAAUGAUGGUCUUUUAUCCAUCAAAAUUCAUCGCUGGAUCCUGGAGCAGUCGAUCGUCAGCACCCUACGUUGAAGUUGGAUGAGAUGUUAGCACAAAAUAAAGAUUUAUAUCAAGUUGUAAUGCGCUGACUUGAAAGGAUUCGAAUGAGGCUUUAGCCAAUGUAAGUUGUUUGCAAUGCUUUAUUAUGAAAGGUAAAUCUUGUGUGCUCCCAAUAUACAACUCUUGAGGCACCAUUACAACGCGGUUAAAACGGACACCAGAUUCCUAAAAUACCUAUUUGAAAAUUACGAAAAUCUGCUGGUAUCAACAUCUUGCAACCUUGACGGAGAAUAUGAGAUUGCGGAUCCAAUGCUACGAUUUCGUAAAACCUGCUACACCGAGUCGACAAGAGACAACGAUGUCGGGUCUUAUGGCGACGCCAGCAAUUUGCAUGCUUCUGCAUAUAUGAGGCACUGGUAUCGACGGCUGAUCUAUAUAUAUGGGGUAACACUACAUCGCAAUGCAAUUAUUUGUGUACGAAACGAGGCGUCGAUUUCUGCGUGGAUUUAAAAUGGCAACUACUAGUAUUAGUGAAAGCGUGUGUGUUGGAGUGAAAGUUAUUCACACUCUCAUCACGCAUCAAAGAAGUUGGUCUUUAUUUGAUCAAUAAGAAUAUCUUCCUAUUAUAUAAUGCAUCAUCGCUGGUCCAGCUACCAGGAUUGAGUUCCCAAUGACACCCAUAUCAUCGCAUGAAGCUUCGAGCCUGUUACUGCAUGCAUUACUAGCACAAAGUAACCAAGCACUUAAGUAUCAGACGACAAAAUCGAGUUAUCCCUUUCAUGCAGAACAAGAUUGCAUGGAAAAAAUAAAAUUGCUAAAGCUAAAAUCUAUAAAUUUGGAUAAAUUUUGGAGUGAAUAUACUUGACGUCAUUCGAAUUAAGCAGAC
Plasmopara halstedii is the source of this 1560-nucleotide messenger RNA. RefSeq lists its product as uncharacterized. The transcript has a single exon. Bases 1345 to 1539 code for a protein of 64 amino acids. Lineage: Eukaryota; Oomycota; Peronosporomycetes; Peronosporales; Peronosporaceae. The record is from RefSeq and is a predicted model, not a curated record.